Molecule: messenger RNA, 2076 nt
Organism: Cucurbitaria berberidis CBS 394.84
Lineage: Eukaryota; Fungi; Ascomycota; Dothideomycetes; Pleosporales; Cucurbitariaceae
Product: long-chain fatty acid transporter-like protein
Exons: 4
Coding region: 92-1972 (626 amino acids)
Molecular function (GO): long-chain fatty acid transmembrane transporter activity; long-chain fatty acid-CoA ligase activity
Source: RefSeq, a predicted model, not a curated record
GACGGAUUCAGGCGGAAUCGGCUGAAUCUACUAGAUUCAUUCAAUUGAGUAAUUUCUCGACUCAAGACAUCGUCAUCUGAGGGUUGCGGACAUGGCGUUACCCAUACUCGCCGGUGCAGCAGGAGUAACUGCCGUCGCUGCCUACCUUAACGCCAAAUACCACAUAGCCUACGACCUCGCCAAUGCCCGCGGCGGUCUUGCCCCUUCCCCAGAUGUCCUCGACUUCAUGAGCGACCGUGUAUCUCGCAGGCGCGUCCUCAACUACCACGUGUUCGAAGACCAGGUCCACAAACAGCCCAAUCACCCCUUUCUCAUAUUCGAAGGCAAGACGUGGAGCUAUAGGGAGUUCUUUGAGGCUAUCAUAAGAGUGGGUAACUGGUUGGUGAAUGAUUUGGGGAUCGGCGUAGAGGAGGUUGUAGCUAUUGAUGGGGGAAACAGCCCAGAACAUUUGAUGCUUUGGUUGGCGCUUGAUGCGGUGGGAGCAGUUACAAGUUAUAUCAAUUGGAACUUGACGGGGACGGGGUUGGUACACUGCGCGAAACUAUGCAACACAAGAUACUUGAUCACUGAUGCCGAUGUCAAGAGCAACGUCGAACCAUGUCGAACGGAACUUGAAGGGCUGGGCACCAAGAUCCAAUACUACGACCCAGUAUUCAUCGCGUCAUUGUCCGACACUACGCCGAUACCCGAGUCACGUCGUGAAAACAUUAGUGUGGAAUCAGUCCGAGGUCUCAUCUAUACCUCUGGGACUACUGGUCUGCCAAAAGCUGUCGUUAUGGGCACUGGCCGCGAGCUUGUAACUGGUUAUACCGUAGCAAAGUACCUAGGACUGAAGCCGGAAGAUAGGAUGUACACGUGUAUGCCUCUUUACCACGGCGCUGCUCAUGGUCUUUGCGCCGUGCCGACGAUAUACGCGGGUAGCACUAUUGUAUUGGGCCGAAAAUUCUCGCACAAGACGUUCUGGCCGGAAGUGGCCACAUCGGGUGCGACACACAUCCAGUACGUUGGUGAGCUUUGUCGGUAUUUACUCAACGGUCCCAAAAACCCGUACGAACAAAAACACAAAGUCAAGAUGGCGUGGGGCAACGGCAUGCGACCAGACGUAUGGGAACCAUUCCGUGAGCGAUUCAAUAUCCCCGUGAUUAACGAAUUAUACGCGGCAACUGAUGGCCUUGGUGCGACCUUCAAUCGCAACGCUGGGCCCUUCACCGCGCACACAGUCGGUCUUCGAGGGCUGCUUUGGAAUUGGAAGUUCAGUGAGCAGGAGGUUCGGGUAAAGAUGGAUGUCGAUACCGAAGACAUAAUGCGGGACGAGAAUGGGUUCGCAAUCAAAUGCGGUGCUAAUGAGCCGGGCCAAGUUCUCCAUCGGUUGACUCCAGAGACGCUACCAGGAGCACCAGGCUACUACAAAAAUGAGGGUGCGACGCAAAACCGGAGGAUUACUGACGUGUUCAAGAAGGGCGAUAUGUGGUUUAAAUCUGGCGACAUGAUGCGACAGGAUGCUGACGGCCGUGUCUUCUUCGUCGACCGCCUCGGCGACACAUUUCGCUGGAAAUCCGAAAAUGUUUCCACCAACGAAGUCGCAGACAUGAUUGGGAAGUUUCCCCAAGUCGCUGAAGUAAACGCUUACGGCGUUCUCGUGCCUGGCUACGACGGCCGGGCAGGCGCCGCAUCCAUCGUCAUGGCCGACGGUGUCACAGAGUCAACGUUUGAUUUCCAAGGUUUGGCGAAGCAUGCGAGAGCGGUAUUACCGGGGUAUGCCGUGCCGUUGUUCUUGCGGGUUACACCGGCGCUGGAGUAUACGGGGACGUUGAAGAUCCAGAAGGGUAGGCUAAAGAGUGAAGGGAUUGAUCCAGACAAAGUUACGGGCGAGGAUAAGAUCUACUGGCUGCCGCUGCAUAGUGAUAGGUAUCUGCCAUUCUCAAGGAAAGAUUGGGAGGGGAUCAAGGAUAAGAGUUUGCGCCUGACGUGAGAGCGACAGUGGUAAGGGGCGUCUGCCAGUGCGAAAUUAGAUUACUUGCAAUAGACGUACUAGUGUCAGCCUGUAACGUAUGUCAUAUCAGCGAAAGGCGACCG